Molecule: messenger RNA, 2867 nt
Organism: Leptinotarsa decemlineata (Colorado potato beetle)
Lineage: Eukaryota; Metazoa; Arthropoda; Insecta; Coleoptera; Chrysomelidae
Product: cilia- and flagella-associated protein 58
Cellular component (GO): cytoskeleton
Source: RefSeq, a predicted model, not a curated record
UGUCAAUCCACUUUGAAGAGAAUUGACAUAUUAGCAAUUAUUUAUUUUUACUACAAAGAUUGGUUUACUCUUCUAAAUUAUCAAAAUGGAUGAAAGUGACUUCAGUGAAGGAAAUGAAGAGGGAGAUGAGGGAAAAGAAGAAACUCUUGAUCCUGAAAAUCCUGAUCACUUUUUUCCUAUUAUUGAAAGAAAAUUCAAUAAGACUCUGGCAGAAAUGGAACAGAAUCCUGAGGCUGCCCAAUUUGCCGAUGACUACAACAAUUUAUUCGAAAAUUUCUACCAAACGUACACAAAAAAACAAGAUUUGGAACAGAAAACUGAAAACCUAGCUUCAGAAAUUGAAAAUAAAAACAACAAAGUGUCGAUAAUGUCAAAAAUUGUCGAAGAAGAUGCAAAAACCAUCAAAGAAUUGAAAAUCCAAAUUAAUGAGGCAUGGAAAUUAGCAGAUAGCGCUCACGCUAGAGAACAACUAGCACAAGAAAUAAUCGACAAUUUGAGAAAACAAGUGGAAAAUUUGAAUGCUGAAAUUGAAUUCAAGAAUAAAAUGAAUCAAGAUACCGAUGAAGUGGGUGAACUGAGUAAACACAAAGAUGGAUUAGAAAGAGAAAGGGAUCGCCUUAUAAACGAGGUGACGCAGCUGAAUACGAAGUUACAAAAUGCUCUGGGCUAUCAAGAAGAACUAGAAAGGAAAAACUCUGAAGCUGAUAUGCGAAUUAACGAAAUAUCUGGUCAGAUAGAGGACCAAACUGGUGAAAUCAAUCGUCAUAAAAGAGCCAGAGAAAAGGCUGAAAAUGAUAUAAUAGAGUUGAAAUUCAAACUUGAAGAGAAAGAAGCACAAUCCGUAGACUUGAAUUCAAUUAUAACUGAAAAUAUGAAAUUGGUACAACGGUUAGAGCAAGAUAUCAGAGAGGUGAAAUCAGCUCACGAUAAAGUGUCGAAAGAUCUAGAAGUGACUGUAAAUAAACUAUCAAAACUACAGGAUGACUAUAACAAUUCCCUUUUCGAAACCGAGAAAACCAAAAAACAGCUACAAGAAAAAAUGUUAGAUAUCAAAUCUUACCAUGAAGAAACUCAGCGUUUGAAGAACGAGAUUGUUAAACUUGUGAAAAUUAGAGAAGGUCUCGAGAAAAAAGUCCUUGCAAUGACCGUGGAAAAAGAUGAUAUUAUAUCAGACCGCAACAAUCUUCGCCAAAGAAUAGCAUUAUUUGAAAAAGAAAUCGACGAUUUCAAAAAAUAUAUCGACGAAGAUAAAAGAAAUAUUGAUGUACUCAUCAAGGAAAAAGACGUCCUCAAUAAGACAUUGCAACGCCAGCAAGCUGUUCAAAAAGAUCAGACGAAACUCAUACAUAUACAUGAACAGACCAAAAAGAAAUUGGAACUAGAACUCGAUAGUUUUUUCAUUGAAAGCGGGAAACAGAAGAAAACGAUAAAUCAACUUGAAAGAGAAAGGGAUAGAUUAGCAGAAGAGCAGCUGGACUUGACGAAAACUAUCGAAGAAAAUAUGGAAGAUAUAAGACUGAAGAAGGCUCAUAUUUUUGAUUUGAAAAAAACUGCAGCUGAACAAGAAAACCAAAUCAGGCAACAUCAAAAUUUAUACGAAGCUAUGAGGGCUGAUCGAAAUGCCUUGCAAAAAUCCCUUCAAGAAUCUAGUGCAGAAUGCUGGGAGUUGAGAAAGAAAUUAAAAACAGUCUUUCAUCAAAUCGAACAGCUGAAAGAGGACAUUUCAAUGAAAGAAAAGCUCCUCAUUAAAGACGAGAAUAUAAUGAGAAAGAUCACCAAGGAAAAAGAAAAUUUAAAAAUAGAAGUUAUGACAGGGUUGGACAAUAUACGAACGUUGAAAGUCGAGAUUAAGGAGCUGAGGGAAGAAGAAAAACGGUUACACACAUCAAUAAUGAAUAAUAUUAGAACAAUUAGAGAGCAGGCUAAAAAUCUUGAUCAAUUGAUGAAUGAGCGAGAUGUACUUGGGUCACAGUUAGUGAGAAGAAACGACGAAAUUGUUUUGCUGAAUGAAAAAAUAAAAAUUCUGCAAGCAACUUUAGCAAGAGGAGAAACUCAUUAUGAUCAGAGAUUAGGCGAUAUCCGGUUAUUAAAAUUGGAAGUGAAAAGGUUGAGACAAGAAAAAAACCUAAUCUCAAGAUCGAUGUCAAACAUGGUGGAUUUACGUCAAGAAAUAUUUCAUUUAGAACGCGACUUGACGAAAAGUAGGCUGAAAUGCAAAGCUCUUGAACAAGAGGUUCAAAAUCCUUUGAAUAUUCACCGUUGGAGAAAAUUAGAAGGUUCUGAUCCUGAAGUUCUGGAUCUACUUCAAAAGAUUCAAAUUCUACAAAAGCGGUUAUUGCAGCAGGGUUCGGAGGCUGUCGAGCGGGAAAGGCAGCUGAAGGAAGCGGAAAGACUGUACCUCAACCUCAGAAAAGUGCUGUCAAAACAACCCGGGCCUGGAAUUCACGAAGAACUGUCAAAAACCCAGAGAGCUUUGAAACUUCGGGGAAAUAAACUGAAGUGCUUGGUUUCCGAACUGAAUAUGACAGAACUAAAAUCAACCGAAUACAAAUCGGACUUACAAAGAGUAACUGAAGAAUUAGCGGACUUGAAGAAAAAAUAUCUAGCAGAAAAAAAGGCAAACAGGAGCAUGAGACUGAUGUACGGAGCUAGUCGGGAACUGAAAAAUGGUCGAGGAGACAGCGGGGAAGUGAAAUUCACCGGUGGUGGUUUUCGAAUGUCUGUGCAACAAAUUUCUUCGAAGUAGCCAAAACAAGAUGCCAAAUAUAGUAUUACUCUAGACUAUACAUAUCGAUAGUUCCAUUGAUCUCGUAAUAAAAUAGUUGAAGAAAUGAUUUCAAUUAGUUCAUUGAAACACAUUCCAUAUA